UUUGGGAUAAACGCUUUCAAUAGCACAGUCACAUUGCUUAAAAAGUUUCUCGAAAGCACAACGUAAAUCUAAACUUCUAUCAGCAAAAUGACUGGACGCGGUAAGGGAGGUAAAGGAUUGGGCAAAGGAGGUGCCAAACGCCAUCGUAAGGUGUUGCGAGAUAACAUCCAAGGUAUUACUAAGCCGGCUAUCAGGCGUCUGGCCCGUCGUGGUGGAGUCAAGCGUAUUUCUGGAUUGAUCUACGAGGAGACACGCGGUGUACUCAAGGUGUUCUUGGAAAACGUCAUUCGUGAUGCUGUCACUUACACCGAGCACGCCAAGCGCAAGACCGUAACAGCCAUGGACGUGGUCUACGCCUUGAAGCGCCAGGGACGCACUCUGUACGGUUUCGGCGGUUAAAUGCAGCAGUAUCAAUAGCAGGAGCCGA
This is a messenger RNA of Drosophila navojoa, 427 nucleotides long. RefSeq names its product Histone H4 replacement (gene His4r). Gene Ontology annotation, molecular function: structural constituent of chromatin; DNA binding; protein heterodimerization activity. Gene Ontology annotation, cellular component: nucleosome. Lineage: Eukaryota; Metazoa; Arthropoda; Insecta; Diptera; Drosophilidae. The record is from RefSeq and is a predicted model, not a curated record.